Messenger RNA from Didymodactylos carnosus, 1484 nucleotides. Lineage: Eukaryota; Metazoa; Rotifera; Eurotatoria; Philodinida; Philodinidae. The record is from the annotation of a GenBank genome assembly.
UAUUUGUUUAACUCGGUAUAUAAUACUUUUGUCUGUGUUUUAAUUGAGCAUGUUUUAUGAAAAGUAUGUUUUAUCAAUUGGUAAUUUUUAUUUUUAGGCGUUCGAAUGUACCUCCAAGCAAAGAUGACGAAGCUGAAGCACAACGUAAACAUCGAUCAGCUCAAGCAAGGAGAGAAAGACGUUCGACACAAAGUGUUACAGUUGAGGAUAUUCGAACAGCUGAACAACAAAUUAAAAAUCGUGAAGGAUUACCGACAUCUUCUUCGCCUGAUCAACAAAAUGCUGCUAUUCAACAACAAGAACAACAGCAACCGACUAAAUUAUCAGUUUUAAAUAGUACACCAGCAGUGGUACAUACAAACAGUAUUAAUGUGGUUGGAAGUCAGAUAAUUGGUUCUGGUGGUAGUAGUACUACUGGCGGUGAAGAUGUACUUGGACAAAAUGUUGAAACACAUAAAUUACAACGAUUUAUUGAAGAAAGUAAAGAAUCACAGCGUGGCUCAAGAAGAGCAAGUGGAGAAGAAGAAUUUCGUUUGCCAUUUGAUAAUUCAGUAGAUAGUUCAAGAAGAUUUCGUUCACGAUUUGCUGCUGAAGAACAACCAUCACCAACUUCGAUUCAAGCAAACGAUUCAUUUAAUUUAGCUCAAUCUGAACUUGUCCCGAAUCGUCGACGACAUAGGGUAAAUCGUAAACCAACGGGAAAAAUAGUUUGGAACGAAGAAACAAAAGAAGUUGAAAUUCGAGAUGAUACAGAUUAUGUACCAAAAACGCCUAUAUUGGAUCCAUCUCACAGGUCUGAUGAUCAAAAAUUACAAGAUAAUGCACAACAAAACACCAGUCAGUCUCCAGGAGUGUUAGGUUCUCGUGGUUUAAAAUCUCGCUUUGAAAAUUCACCUUCAAUAGCUGCACUCGUUACAUCAUCACCCACAACACCAUCAUCUCCACAAUCACAAACACAAACACAAACACAAUCAUCAUCUCAAUCUUAUCGAAAUAAUCGUAGUCAAAGUCAAGAUCCAUCACGCAAACCAGUUUUAUCUUCUGGCAAUAAUCAACAAAUUCAAAAUACAAACGAAACACGUACAAAUGUUAUGAACGGCAUGGCGUCACCAUUUAGUGUAAGAAAACAAACGUUACAAGAGACGUCCGUACAACCGUUGAAAGAAAAUACAGAAAAUGCACCAUCAGACACAUCUGCUGUCAAAAGGUUGUACGAAGAUGCUAAACGUAAAAUCGAUGAUUUACAGCAAAAGCUCGAACGUAUGGAACAGGAAAUACUGGAUCGAGAUCAAAUGAUUGAAAAACUAAAAACAUCACAAUAUAUCGAAUCAUCUAUGGAUAAAAGAGAAAAACGUGCUUACGAAAGAAAAAUAUCGGAAUUAGAAGAAGAAUUGAAAAAAAUGGACUCACUUAAAGCUGAUAACACCCGUUUAAAAGAAGAAAAUGCGGCAUUGAUACGUGUUAUUAGUAAACUAUCAAAAUGA